Messenger RNA from Rhizopus microsporus ATCC 52813, 2346 nucleotides. Its product is annotated as condensin subunit SMC4. Gene Ontology annotation, biological process: mitotic chromosome condensation. Gene Ontology annotation, molecular function: protein binding; ATP binding. Bases 1 to 2346 code for a protein of 781 amino acids. Gene Ontology annotation, cellular component: chromosome. NCBI's taxonomy places the organism in Eukaryota, Fungi, Mucoromycota, Mucoromycetes, Mucorales, Rhizopodaceae. The transcript is spliced from 5 exons. The record is from RefSeq and is a predicted model, not a curated record.
AUGGUCAAGGAUAAGCAAAGGGAGUUAAAAACGCUUCCUGAUAAAAUUAAAGAACUCAAGACGACACUAGAAGAAAUGGAAAGUUAUCUUUCUGAGCUAACAACAAGUGAAGCUGAGAAACGUGCACAGCUCAGCAAUGCUCGUCAAAAGGCAGAAGACGCUCGACUCUCUCUACAGCACUCGCAAAACCGGGGUAAAGUGCUCAGCAGUAUCCUCCGUUUGCGUGACUCAGGUCGUGUGGGUGGCAUCUAUGACCGUUUGGGCAGUUUAGGUGUCAUUGAUGAUAAAUAUGACGUGGCCAUUUCGACUGCUUGUCCUGCAUUGGAUAAUAUCGUGGUUGAAACAGUCGAAGCCGCUCAAGCUUGUAUUCAAUAUUUAAGAAAGAACAAUUUGGGCCGAGCAGUAUUCACAGUCUUGAAUCAACUUCGACCUCCACGAAAAGACAAGAUGAAAACACCCGAGCAUGCGCCUCGCUUAUUUGACCUGAUAGAACCCAAAGACGAAAAGUUCAUUCCUGCAUUCUAUAGCGUGCUUCAAGAUACCCUCGUUGCUCAAGAUUUGAAACAAGCAAACCGUAUCGCUUAUGGAGAGAAACGCUGGAGAGUCGUCACUCUGGAUGGAAAGCUUAUUGAAAUGUCAGGUGCUAUGUCUGGUGGUGGUAACAAGCAGCUAAAAGGUGCCAUGAGUUCAACCUUUAGAGAGGAUGGUGUUAGUGCAGAGACAGUAGCAGGCCUUGAAAAAGAACGUGAUGAACUUGAAAAAAAAUGCAAGGACAUUUCAGAAGAAAAAAGAGCGACUGAGUUGGCGUUAAAAAGAAAGAAGGAACAAUUGCCUCGUCUAGAGAUGUCAGGCGAGAAGCUGCAAAUGGACCUCAGAAGUUUGGAAGCACAGCUUGAAGAAGAAAGGAGUCGUAUGAUUGAAUUAAAGAAGCAAGUAGAGCCUAGUCCAGCUGAUCUGGAACGACAAGAAGAGAUUGAAAAUCAGAUAGAAGAGUUGGUUGCAGAGAUAGAUCAACUAAAAGAAAAGACAAAAGUCAUUGAACAGACGAUUGCUUCCUUGCACGAGCAGAUUAUGAACUCAGGUGGCAACGAAUUGCGACAACAGAAAACAUGUGUGAAUAAUAUCCGCAAGAAAAUCGAUAGUCUAAACACUCAGAUUACAAAAAACAUGGUUGCAAAGUCAAAAGCUGAAAAAGAUGUAAUAAGACUGGAAGCAUCGAUCAGAAAGAUAGAAAAAGAGGCUGAACAAUUUGAAACAAAGCUAAAGGAGUUGGAAGAGGAAGCAGAUGAGCUUUCACAGCAGAUGCACAGUAUAACGGAGGAUGUGAAUCGAACAAAGAAGCUUAUGGAAGAAAAAAAGACGGAAAUAGAAGAUGUCAGAGCACAAUUAGACGAAAAGAUUGAAAGCAUCAACAAGCUACGUCAAUCUGAGGUGGACAUCAAAAAUAAACUAGAAGAUUAUAAACGAACUCUAGUGGAUAAUCAAAAAAAGGCAGCUCAUUGGGAAGAGCAACGAUCCAAGCUAUUCCUUCAGCGUAUCACAGGUGAUGAAACAGACGAGCAGUUACAGUUACAGAUAUUCGAAGGAGAAGAUCUACAGGAACUAGCCAAAUCAAAGCAAUCAAUCAAGAUGGAAAUUGCCGAAAUAGAAGCGUUCGUACAAAGCGCCAAGCCCAAUCUUUCCGUGUUGGAAGAGUACAGACGUCGUCUUGCAGAGUAUGACGAGCGUAAGAAGGACCUUGAUAUGAUUACUUCUGAAAGGGAUACAGUCAAGAAUGAGGUAGACACACUUCGAAAGGCUCGAUUAGAUGAAUUUAUGCAAGGAUUUAAUAUCAUUUCUCAAAAGCUUAAAGAAAUGUACCAGAUGAUCACUAUGGGUGGAAAUGCCGAGCUUGAACUAGUAGAUAGUUUAGAUCCGUUCUCGGAAGGAAUUGUAUUUAGUGUAAUGCCUCCUAAAAAGAGCUGGAAGAAUAUUUCAAAUCUUUCAGGUGGUGAAAAGACACUUAGCUCUCUUUCCCUUGUGUUUGCUCUACAUCACUUCAAGCCAACGCCAUUAUAUGUCAUGGAUGAGAUUGACGCCGCUCUCGAUUUUAAGAACGUAUCGAUUGUCGCUAAUUACAUUGCUGAACGUACCAAGAAUGCACAAUUUGUGAUUAUUAGUUUAAGAAACAACAUGUUUGAGCUUGCAGAUAGACUUGUUGGCAUAUAUAAAACAAGUAACUGUACAAAGAGUAUAGCAAUUAACCCCAAUAUGAUUGCCACUUUAACCGCUAUACCCACCAACCUUGGACCAACCAAACGUAACCUUAGCAUUAAUCUCCCAUCUUCAAAAAAUGCAAGUAAAUAA